AUGGCGGUUCUCCUUCUCUUAGCAGCUUUGCUGCAAGAGCCAGUCUCAAGCACCUUGUACGGAUCCAGGUUUCUGACAGGUAAGGUUGGAGGAUCGGUCACCCAUCAGUGCUUCUACUCCAUCACGCCAGCCAACAAACAUGACCGAAAAUAUUGGUGCAAAAUAGCAAGAAGCGGAGUUUGCUACACCGUCAUCUCUACAACCGGUUACACCUCGAAAGACCAUGCGGGGCGAGUGUCUCUCAAGGACAUCCCCCAGAACGGCACCUUCAUGGUGACAAUGACAGAGCUGAAGAAGAGUGACACAGGGACCUACCGAUGUGGUAUCGGCACCACCAACAGAGACCUGUAUGUCAGCCUGGACCUGAGGGUUUUGGCAGAUGCCGGUGCGUCGGGACCAACCGAGCUUGUCUGGGGGGAGCUCCUCGGCUCUGUCACGGUCCUGUGCCCACCUGGGGACACCCAAGCUGAUGAGAAGAGGUUCUGGUGCAAACUGGGGAGAACCGGCUGCGCUCUCAUCGCCGACACCAGUGGCUACGUGGGAAAGAGUUACCAAGGACGAAUCCUUAUUACCCCUCAGGAGAGCUCUGGAGCUUUCAAAAUCUUGAUAAAUGACUUAAAAAAGGAAGACUCGGGGCUGUACGGGUGCGGGACGGGAAGGCUUAGCGGUCAGGACAGCCUGCAGGUGGUGGCUCUGCAGGUGACCGCAGCCUCCACCCUUCCCAAGAGACCAAAAUUUCUGAGCGGCACAGUCGGAGGCUCGCUGUCCUUGAAGUGCCACUAUGAUCCCAAGGGGAACUACGAGAAGAAGUAUUUGUGCAGGUGGAAGGAAGCUAGCUGCUCGCUGCUCGUGGACACGGACGGGUUUGUGCAUGAGUCCUACGAAGGGCGAAUACAAAUAGCCAGCAGCGACCAGGAAAAUGGGACUUACACGGUGGUGAUGAGCCACCUGAGAGAGGAGGAUGCAGGAUGGUACUGGUGCGGGGCUAAAAAUGGGCACACAGAGCACACGUCCUCUGUGAAGCUGCGCAUCCAGAAGGUUAUUGGCAAGUAA
Molecule: messenger RNA, 1053 nt
Organism: Nipponia nippon (crested ibis)
Lineage: Eukaryota; Metazoa; Chordata; Aves; Pelecaniformes; Threskiornithidae
Source: RefSeq, a predicted model, not a curated record